AACAUAAAAGAAAGAGACAUGAUACACAUGAAUAUUCAAAUAAAAAACCUAAUCUAUUAGUAUCUGGUCAUGUACCUAUCAGAAAUGAUAAGGAUAUUGGAACAUACCGAUGGAUUUACAACAGAUGCUUGGAACUAGUAAAACAAGAUGAAUCCAUGUCUAGAGAUAAUUUGAGAAUAAAAGUGUUGAACAAUAAUAAUUACGAAUAUGAUAAUACUUGGGUCAAAGAUACACCUAAAGACAACAAUUUAGUUUCGAUUAAUCCUGAUAUUCGAUCUUUCAUAAUAUAUUAUGAUCCGAGUAGAAAGAUUAUUGAGUACAAUAAAGGUGAUGCUAUAUGUAUCUAUCAUUUGUGCAAGAAAUAUGACAAGUACCAGAGUGAAAGGUCAAAGCUCAAAGGUGGAUCCAAGAAAAGAAGGAGGUACACUAUAAGGAGAAAGAUGUUAAGGAUACAUGACAAGAUCAAAAACUUGAUAAAAGACUGUCAUUACAAGAUUGCAAAAGACUUGUGCAAAAACUACAACACUAUCUUAUUACCAAGGUUUGAGACAAAGAACAUGGUAAGAAAGAAAAAAUCAAGAUUCGAGAACCAAGAGUCUGAAUUUAUCAAAGCUUUUAAGAAAAACCUCAAGAGAAAGAUUAAUAGCAAGACCAUGAGAAUGAUGUUGAAAUGGUCGCACUUUAGUUUCCAACAACAUUUAAUUCACAAGAUACGAGAAUAUCCUAUUUAUGUGCAGUUUAGAGAUUAA
Scutellospora calospora is the source of this 749-nucleotide messenger RNA. The record is from the annotation of a GenBank genome assembly. NCBI's taxonomy places the organism in Eukaryota, Fungi, Glomeromycota, Glomeromycetes, Diversisporales, Gigasporaceae.